CUCUGGACUGUAAACAAGGCCCUCACUAUGGAGUCGCUUGAAGGCACAUCAAAGUUAAUCAAAUCUUCAUCGUUAGAUAUUCAAGUCCUAAACUGGCUUUAUGAAUAUAGUGUGAAGAAUGGAUUUGAUCAAGCCUGCAGGGGUAUUGAAACAGAAUUCAUAAAAAGAAAGAAGAUGCCAGAUGUACCUUGUUCUGGAUAUCUACUGUAUUUGAGACGUCUUCAGAUGCUUUUGAACAAGAAAAAGUGGAAAACAAGUGCAAAGUUUGAAACCAUUCUUAGACUGUUGACAGACUUAUUACAGUUCAAGCCACUUCAUAAGUGCAUAGUUUUCUAUAAGAAGAUUAUUGUUCUAUAUGUGACUACAAAAUUGCUGCUUGUAAAUGAGCAUCAGCUGGAGAAGGCUGCUGUAGAACAACACAUUUCCCAGUUAUGCUGGAAGGAGUUUAAGAGUCAAUGUCAAUUAGAGGAUGAUUUCUUCAUUGAGACGUUUGAGAGAGUAAAAAAUGCUGCAAGUGAAUCCAUAGAAGCAAGUGCAAGAGGUUCAGUAAAGAAUACAAGAUGUUUGAAAAAAGUACUAUUACUUCAAGCUAAUAGCCAUGUGUAUGGUAGCCUCCCUGAACUUUUGGCUAAGUUAUUACAAUUGCUUCCACCAACUGCAUUAGAAAAGAUUAUAAAGGAUGAAGAUAUCCAGAAUGAUCUGGCAAGACAAAAUACACAGGAAUACAGGAUACUUCUUAACUGUAUCAAAGACAGUCUCACUGGAAAUGCUAUAAGAGAUGCUGUGAAAAAAUUGUCAGUUUCAAAAGAGGAGUUAUCAGAUUUUAAUCCUCAUAAUGAUGAGGAAAGCCAUUGCAGUCUUAAUUCCUCUGCAGAGCAGGAUAGCCAGAUAGAUACUUCUGAUAUAACAGUUCAUGAAGAGAUGGAUAUUAUUCAAGUAAAUGGUAAACUUUGGACAGUUAAGAAAUGUGCAAGUGUCCCAGUUGAUGUCAAGAAUUUAAGUUGUAUAGAGUCUUUAUCUGAAGACAGUGCUGAAGAAGGUCUUGCUGAUGAUAUGGAACAACAGGAGUCAUCUUACUUUAGGCAUGAAAAUGAAAUCAUAGUUCACAAUGGAAAAGUAUGGGAAGUAAAACCCACAAAAGUGUUGCCUGUGAAUUCCCAAGAUAUUCUAACCGAUGACAGUGAGUAUGACUCACAAAUGGAAGAUCCAAGAAUUACAGAAGAAAGAUAUGAGGAUUCUGAAAUUAGGGAAUUAGAAGAAUUGAUAAGGACAAUGGAAAAAUAUGUAACAAAACUGAAAUAUAAAUUAAAGAUCAUGAAGGAUAGACGGGGUACUCAGAGAUACAGACCCCAAACUCCAGAUGAAGACCAGGGGCAUUUUGAACCAAAGACAAGAGGUGGGAGUGAAAUGGAAAGACAUUCAUUACAACAGAGAUCCCCAAGUAAUGAUGGAAGAUCAUCAAAUUUUAACAAUGUGGAGGGCAAGCAGUGUACUUUAGGAGCUUCAAGUGAAGAUUGCGAAACUCUCAGGCUAUCUGGCAGCAUUUCUAGUAGUACAGUUAACCAGCAAAACCAGGAUUUAGAUAAAAUAAGACAGAUACUUUGUGAAACGCUAAUAGACAAAAAUGCAGCAAAAUCUGGAUGUAAAACUCCUUAUAAUGAAAUGAAACAAUCCAGAAAUAACAUAAAAAAGCUUUCUCACUUAGAACCUGAAAUUAUUACUUAUGUGUCAUCGUCAUCUCAAGAAGACAAUGGGGAUGAUUGUGACAAUUCACAGUGUUUUCAGAAGGUUGUUAAUAAUAUAAAUGUUAUACCAGAAACUCCUGAAGUUUCAGAAAGACAAUUUAAAGAAGAACCAGAUACAUUUUUAGAGGAACCAGAAUGGAAAAACACAGACAAAGAAAAUGUGAAACCAAAGACACCAUAUAUGGCAACAGCAAAUUUCUUAAAACAUGAAUGUAAUAUACACACAGAUGAAGGUACUGAUAGUGAUACUACAUAUUAUACUCUUUGUGACCAGAGUGCUGUGAAUCCUGAAAUGGGAGACAAAAUGAGUAUAUGCAGUUUGAAAUCCAAAGGUAAAGCUUUAGAUAAAUCUAAAGGUAAAAAGCAAGUGAAAGAUAUUUGUGAACUUGUAAGUCAUGAUGAAGUACUGCAGAAAAGAGACAAAUACAAAAGAAAAUUGGUAAAUAUUGCUAAGGAAGUAGAAGACUUAACAGAUUCAGAUGACCUUGCUUCUCGGGUCAAAAUGAGCCCUAGAAAAUGUUCGACCAAAUCAUCGAGAAAUCUGGCCAUUAACUCAUCCACAAAAGGCUGUCAGAAAAAGACAAAAGUGUAUAAUGAAUUUUUGGACAAAAUUAAUGAGAUUGAGGAAAGAGAUAAAGUUACUGAUGUGUCCGAAGAUACAACAUUACAAGAUGAUGAUAUUUUCCACACCCCAAUGAACAGUCCAGAACCAGCACCAAAGCGUGCCAGAAUUUGUAAUGAAAAAGAAGUUUCUCCAGUUACUGAUGUAACAGCAAACACAAGCAAUGCACAGGUUUUCCAGAGUCAAACAGCACAUCAUCCACCAGUUCAGGACUGCAAGGUUGUCCUAAAGUUCAGUUACUGGGUAGAUAAAAAGAAGUACGCCAUUUAUAAUUGAAGACAUGACUAAAAAGGAGCAGGCUUCUUCGAAUUGAGUCAGAUAUGUCUCUUGAGUCUUUUAUAUUUCUAUAACUCAAACUUUCUAUUACCCCUUUUAGAGUGCAUGAUGAACAGCGACAGUCUCAUCAUUGCAACUAUUACCAUUAUUUAGAUUUUACUUUAGAUUUUGUUCAAUCAUAGUAUUAUUAUUUGAACUGUUGUUUUCAUUAUAUCUAGUUUUAUGCAAGAAAAUAUAGACAGUUAUUCAUAAAAUAAUUAUGCACUUUUUCUUAUGCUGCAUAAUUUGCCAAUAUAAGCAAGAUGUGUCACAUAAAAUUUAGUCUUAAACUAUUGUAAGUUAUCUUGACAACCAGGAAACUGUGAAUGAUAUUAAAUCAUACUAAAUGUAUUUAUUGCUAUUCUUUCCAAAUGUUUUAUGGUCUGUCUAUUGUUUGUGUUUGACACAGCAUAAUUAUGCUUUUGCUUUCUGUUUGACAAAAUUAGGCAGAUUUACUAGCAUAAGUUUGUACAAGCCUCUGUGUUGAGGAAAUUAAUAAAAUAAGAAAAAUAUA
This is a messenger RNA of Penaeus chinensis, 3196 nucleotides long. RefSeq lists its product as uncharacterized. The transcript has 7 exons. The record is from RefSeq and is a predicted model, not a curated record. NCBI's taxonomy places the organism in Eukaryota, Metazoa, Arthropoda, Malacostraca, Decapoda, Penaeidae. Bases 28 to 2643 code for a protein of 871 amino acids.